This is a messenger RNA of Molossus molossus (Pallas's mastiff bat), 1845 nucleotides long. RefSeq names its product suprabasin (gene SBSN). The record is from RefSeq and is a predicted model, not a curated record. NCBI's taxonomy places the organism in Eukaryota, Metazoa, Chordata, Mammalia, Chiroptera, Molossidae. The transcript is spliced from 5 exons. Bases 64 to 1845 code for a protein of 593 amino acids.
AGAGGAUAAAUAGCAGCUUGGCUUCGCUGGUUCCUCUCUGCAUCUUUCCACCCUCCCAACAAUAUGCGUCUUGCCAGUUUGGUCAGUUCCUGCUCCCUCCUACUGCUACUGGGGGCCCUGCCUGGAUGGGCGGCCAAUGAUGACCCCCUUGAGAAGGUCAUUGAAGGGAUCAACCGAGGGCUGAGCACUGCAGAGAGAGAGGUGGGCAAGGCCCUGGAAGGCAUCAAUAAUGGAAUCACUCAAGCUGGAAGGGAAGUGGAAAAAGUUUUUAAUGGACUUAGCAACAUGGGAAGCCAGGCCGGCAAGGAGCUGGACAAGGGCGCCCAGGGGCUCAACCACGGCUUGGACAAAGUAGCCCAUGGGAUCAACAAUGGCGUCGGACAAGCAGGAAAGGAAGCAGAGAAGUUUGCCCAUGGGGUCAACAACGCUGCUGGACAGGUUGGGAAGGAGGCAGAAAAAGUGCUUCAGGGGGUCCAUCAUGGGGUCAACCAAGCAGGAAGUGAGGCAGGAAGGUUUGGCCAGGGCAUCCACCAUGCUGCUGGGCAGGCCGGGAAGGAGGUAGAAAAGUUUGGUCAGGGGGUCCACCAUGCUAUUGGGCAGGCCGGCAACGAGGCAGAGAAGUUUGGUCAGGGGAUCCACCAUGCUGCUGGGCAGGCCGGGAAGGAGGUAGACAAAUUUGGUCAGGGGGUCCACCAUGCUAUUGGGCAGGCCGGGAAGGAGGUAGACAAGUUUGGUCAGGGGAUCCACCAUGCUGCUGGGCAGGCCGGGAAGGAGGUAGACAAGUUUGGCCAGGGGGUCCACCAUGCUGUUGGGCAGGCCGGGAAUGAGGCAGAAAAGUUUGGCCACGGGGUUCACCAUGGGAUUAAUGAGGCCUGGAAGGAAGCUGAGAAGUUUGGUCAGGGGGUCCACCAUGCUGCUGGACAGGCUGGGAACGAGGCAGGGAGGUUUGGUCAGGGGGUCCACCAUGCUGCUGGGCAGGCUGGGAACGAGGCAGGGAGGUUUGGCCAGGGGGUCCACCAUGCUGUUGGGCAGGCUGGGAACGAGGCAGAAAAGUUUGGCCACGGGGUUCACCAUGGGAUUAAUGAGGCCUGGAAGGAAGCUGAGAAGUUUGGUCAGGGGGUCCACCAUGCUGCUGGGCAGGCUGGGAACGAAGCAGAGAAGUUUGGCCAUGGGGUUCACCAUGGGAUUAAUGAGGCCUGGAAGGAGGCAGAGAAGUUUGGUCAGGGGGUCCACCAUGCUGUUGGGCAGGCUGGGAAAGAUGGAGACAAAAUAGUCCAAGGGGUUCGUCCUGGGGUCAACCAGGUUGGGAAGGAGGCGGAGCGGCUCGGCCAGGAUGUUCAUUAUGCCGCAGGACAGGCUGGAAAAGAAGCAGACAAAAUAGUCCAAGGGGUCCAUCCUGGGGUCAACCAGGCUGGGAAGGAGGAGGAGCAUUUUAUCCAGGGAGUUCACCAUACUGCUGAACAGGCCGGAAAGGAGGCAGACAAAGUAGCCCAAGGGUUCUAUGAUGGGGUCCGCCAGACCGGGAAGGAGGCAGAGAAAUUUGGCCAAGGGGUCAACCACGCUGCUGGCCAGGCUGGAAAGGAAGCGGAGAAACUUGGCCAAGGUGUCCACCAAGCUGCUGGCCAGGCCGGGAAGGAGGUGGACAGGUGGCAACAGAAUGUUCAUAAUGGGGUCAACCAAGACGGCAAGGAGGCCAACCAGCUGCUGAAUAAUGGUCACUCAGGCGGAUCCACCGGCCAUCACGCAGGGGGCGCAACCACUACAUUAACAUCUGGAGCUUCGGUCAACAAGCCCUUCAUCAACUUUCCAGCUCUGUGGAGGAGCAUCGCCAACAUCAUUCCCUGA